Molecule: messenger RNA, 9297 nt
Organism: Plasmodium fragile
Lineage: Eukaryota; Apicomplexa; Aconoidasida; Haemosporida; Plasmodiidae
Exons: 3
Coding region: 1-9297 (3098 amino acids)
Biological process (GO): mitotic spindle organization; microtubule-based movement
Molecular function (GO): microtubule motor activity; microtubule binding; ATP binding
Source: RefSeq, a predicted model, not a curated record
AUGGACGAUCUGGAUGUAGCACUGGUCAAAACUGGAGUUGGGGAAAAUGCCCAGACAAAGCAGACAACAGGAAAUAACUCAGAGGUGGAAGGAGAGACACACACAAAACUAGACUCACAUAAUUGCGUUGGCCACCCAGAGGGGAUCAACCCAAAUGGGGAAAUUUUAAUAAACACGAAUGAAAGACACGAUGAUGAUUUAGAGAAGGAACGAAAUGAAAGAAGCAAAAAUAAUAAACUAAUUUUUAACAAAAUAAAUAAUCUGAAUAGUUGUCCAAAUUUCGAUCAAGAAAAAGGGACAGAAAUGAACAAGUACGAUUAUGCAUACGAAAGGGAGGAGGUUUUCUCAUGCGAAGAUGCGUUUGCCGAUUCGGUAGAAAGCAAUAAUUUGAGCUCUUACGACGAGGAGGAAAGAGAACAGAUCGAUCCAUUGAAUGGGUACGAUAAUGGGCAUACUUCUAACAACAAAAGAGGUAGUGAAAGACAGAAUUGUCAAGUUAUUGUAAGGAUAAAGCCAAGAAUUAGAACGAACAGAUUGGACAAAGUGAGCAAGCCGAAUGAAAAUGACCCUAUCGGGAAAGGAGGACCUUAUGAAGAUGCGAAAAGUAUUCAAUAUAAGAACAAUUGCCUGUACGUACAUAACCAGAAUUUUUCAUUUGACAAAAUAUUUUCUGAAGAAACAAAGCAGAUAGAAGUUUAUUCAUAUCUGUCUGAUAAUUUUUUAAAUAAUUUGUUUGAAGGUUAUAACUGUACCAUUUUUGCUUAUGGACAGACGGGGUCAGGAAAAACCUUCACCAUGGGAUUUGAUUAUAUGAACGAAUUUUCCCAGAGUGUAGGUAUUUUGCCUCGAUUUUUAAAUGAUAUGUUUAAUAUAAUUGAGAGAAAAAAAAAGAAAAUCGAUUUUGAUGUAUCAUGUACAUACAUCGAAAUUUACAAUGAAGAAAUUAUCGACUUGAUAGAUUUUAAGGAAGAAGAUUAUCAUGAGAAAAUUAACUGUAAAAAUGGAAAAAAAAAUAAAAAAAAAAAAAAAAUUAAUAAAAAUAUAUCCAUAAGGGAAGAUAUAAGCAAAAAAGAAAUAAUACUUAUGGGAAUUAAAAAUGAAAAAGUACAAAAUGUUAAUGAUGUGUUCACCAUCCUGCAUAAGGGAAAUUUAUUUAGGACCACAGAAAGAACAUUCAUGAAUGAUAAAUCCAGCAGGUCUCACGCAAUCUUCACCGUUAAUCUGAUUCAGAGAAAAAAACAAGCAACAGAAAAUGAGAAAAAUAAAGGGAGCAUUCUGGAGGGAAAUCCAAACUGCAGAAACGAACAGUGCGCAGUUAACGAAUUGGGAGAAGAGCAAAAAAGACACAGCUUAGGUGGUAGUAGUAAUGUAGAGGAAGAGGGUGGUACAGGCAAGGAGGAUGCACACACGAAUGCUGACGAAGGGAAGGAAUGUGAUUUUUCAAAUGAAAGUAAUAAUAACGCGAAUUGUGUAGAACACACAAACAAGUCAGAUGUAAUAUGUUCGAAAUUUCAUUUUGUCGAUUUGGCUGGAAGUGAAAGAGCCAAAAGAACAGAAACGAAGGGACACAGGUUUAAAGAAGGAAUUAGUAUCAACUAUGGACUUCUAUCCCUAAGCAACGUUAUUUAUAGCUUGUCUAGUAAUAAAAAAAGUCAACACAUUCCUUACAGGAAUUCCAAGCUGACCAGAAUACUUCAAGAUUCCCUUGGAGGAAACAGCAAAACAGUUAUGAUUGCAUGCAUCAGUAUUGACCCUGCAGACUUUUACGAAUCCUUAAGCACUAUCAAAUAUGCCGCAAGGACUAAGAUGAUUAAAAACACCCCAGUCAUCAACUAUGACAUUAACAGCGUAGUUAUAAAUGAUUUGAGGAAGCAAUUAUUCAACCUAAAUCUAGAGUUGAAAAAAUACAAAAUUGAAUGCAAGGAUAAAUCUUCUGAGUUGAAUUUUACUAGGGUUAAGGAAUUGAUCAGCCAAAAUAAACUAUUACUGCAAAAAGUGAAAGGCUUAAAAGUGAAGAGGAAGAAAUUGAUUUGUUUAAUAUUUCAUUAUAUGAGCUUGUUAAAGAGGCCCAACUAUGCAAUCACCGAUGGUUCACUUCGCUCUAACGUGGUUGAAAGUGUUAGAAGUAGUUCUGUAAAUGUGCUCAAUCAAAAUGGGUGCAUCACCCAGGGGGAAAAAAUAUGUACAGGGGAAGAUAUUCCCUCCACGAAUGGGCAAUUGAUUGAAGGAGAUGCCAGUACCAUCGUUCAUAUUGGCGAUAGAGAUGGAGAAAACCCUAACCAUAUCUCUUCUGCCUCAAUUUGCACAAAGGGGACUAUCAUGCUAGACGUCCCUUCCAGUAGUGGUAUUCCCACCAGGACCCAUUUCACCAUGAGCGUGGAUUCCUUUUUUCAAAAAAGGGAUAACCUGGAUAAAGAAAACUCUGCAAAUGUGAACAGCAAAUUGUCUGAACCAGCCAUUUUAAUACAUGAUGGCCAAUGCGCAAAUGACAUGGUCCCCCUCACAAUGAAGCGAACCUCCAUGGGAGAUGCACAAUCGUGUUAUUCCUGUGGCUUGAAAGAGAGUAGUAAUGAGCAUCUAGUUGAGAAGAACAGCAAAAAGGAACACGAUAUGAACAUAGUAGUGAGUAGCGCUUCGUACGAAAUGGGUGCGAGUGAGAACUGCCACUGCGUUGAGAAGGAUGACCAGAUGAACAAAGCGACGAAUGAUAACCGCAGCAACGUUCAAGAAGGUGUGAUGUGUGUAGCGCAAAACGCCAAUGAGAGGGACGUUCUGACCAGUAUGCCAAAAGAUCCCUCAAGGGUGAUCUCAUCAAAUUUGAUAGAACCUCCAACAAAAGAUGCACCCAACGGGAAUAUCCUCCAUGGAGACCACACCAUAUGUACGACAUGUCAGAAAACAAAAAUGGUCGAAUACAAGGAAGAUGCUUGCGAUUGCGAUUUCAACACGCUGGAGAAAAAAUACCUGUUUGUGAAUUUAGAAGAAGAUAAAAGGUGCGUAGAAAACAUGUUCAGGCAGUUUGAGCUGAACCGAUAUAAUGAAAAGAAGCUGAAAGACCUGAACAAAAAGUACAAUUCAAUUUUUGAAAAAAAUAAGACGUACGAAAAAAAAAUUGACGAACUGAAAAAAAUGGUGAGGAGGAUGAAAAGGUGUGCAAAACUGAGUUUGGACAGCACGUACGACGGGAAGAAGACAAAAAAUAAAAAAACGCCAAAAGGUGGUAAAAGGGGUAGAAGUGGAAGACGUGAUCGGCAUGUCGGAGGGGGUGCAAAGACGAGGCCCCCCAAAAGACAGUACCACCCAGGUGCAACAAAAAAUGUUCUUCAUAGUCCAUCGAAUCAUGACAUUUUAUAUAAACCUAACCGCGACCACUUUAGCGAUGUAGAAUUCGAGAGAAAAAUGAAAAGCAAAAUGUUAAAACAUUUUACAAGAAAAAAAAACUUGACGGAUACAGAAAUCAUUGUGACGGGGAGUAACUCAUUUUGUUUGUAUGGGCCAAGCGGGUGUCAUGAACAGGCACGGCUGAUGGAUCUGCUUCACCAAAAUUUGAAUUACCACAAAAAGGUCAACCUGUUUGACCACACACAGUUGAACACCUUAGUAAGGGCAGCAAAACACAAAAAAGGAAUGAACAAAAAAUUAAGAAAAAGAAUGCUACAUUUUGAGAAUAAUGACAGCGUGUCCUCAAAUUUUAUAUACUCAAGUAACAAUGUUGAUUGUGGUCUAUUUGAGGACACUGCAGAAGCGGGUGGGUUACCAAUGGGAAGUAACGGCAGAAGGGAUGGGUCAAUAAAUGGGGAUGAAAGAAACCCCCGAGGUGUGAGAGAUAAACCAAAAAAAAAGCACGUGCAAGGGGAAGUCACGGAGGAAGGGUUGCACAUAUCACACCCCUAUGACAAUUUCCCAGGAAGUGGAAAAAUGGAUAACCUCCAUCUUGUGAAUUACGCAAGGGGAGAGAUCAAAACAAAAUGGCACACCAGCGAUGAGGAGAUGGGAGAGAUGGACGAGGAGGAAGAGGACACAUGUGAAAGCAGCCGCUCCAGCAGCACUGACAGUAGCUAUUCCAGCGAUGAUGUAAGUGGCCGCAGAAGUGGCAAUGUGUCCCCCAAGUUUCUAAAAAACAAACUAAACAAGCUGCAAAAAAUUAUCAAGGAAGACAUAUGUAAAAUAAGAAGAGUAAAUAAGGAGAAAGAAGAAUACAACGCGAAAAAUGAACUCCUAACGAACAGUAUAAUGAAUCUGAAAAAGAAGUUACACGAUUUACAGGUCAACAGUCAGAAUAACAAGAAUUGCAAGAAGAUAGAAAACAUGAAGGGUGAAAUACAAAGAAUAACAAAUGAAAAACAGAAGAUUCAAAAAAAAUUAAACGACAAUGAGCAACAAAUUAAACACUUAAAGGUAGACAUUUUGAAAAUGAAAAAUAAUUUUUUAAAAACCAGUACUCUGUUGAAAGAAGAACAGAGAAAGCAUACCAACAUUAUUCGCAAAAAAGAAAACAUUAUUACAAAGUUGCAUGAACGAGAAGAACAUUACAUCAAUAAACUUAAAAAAAAAGAAGAAAUAAGUAAGCAGGCAUAUUCAAAAUUGCUCAAAAGGAAUCAAGAACUCAAUGAAGAAUUAAAAAAGUUAAAAAGAAAAGGGCCAGGUACCAAUGCCAGACGGGGUGACAGAAAAAAGGGUCAAAAAAAUCGGCCACCUUCUGAGGGUAUCAUCAAUGGCAACAAAUUGGACCAUGUCUCCACACGGCUUCAAAAUGUCACAUCGGACGGGAUGUACAUCUCCAGUUCGUUACGUGAUGAUGAUGUGCACCAUUAUGAUGACCCCGACGAUGAUAACGACAGUGGUGAUGUCCAACACGGGGAGGAUGCCACUUCUCUCCAGAAUGACGAAUUUAAUGCCUCGCCUCUAAGUACCAUCCUGUCCGAUGGGGUAAAAUCGGCCUACCUGAAUUCGAGUCCCUCUGUGUGUAACCCAGAAAAUAAUAAGAAAAGCCUUUUCUCUUCCCACCCCUUUUAUAAGUUCAAUAUGAGCGAGUUUGAAUUUCAGAGCAGCUUCAAAAAUGAUGUGAAAAUUAAAAGCUACUUGAGGGAGUUUUUGAAAAAGAAAAUGAAACUCAGCUCCGUUAAGGCAAAGUUAGACAAGGAAAAAAGUAUGAACAGACAGGUUAGGAAAAUUCUGCAAGCCCUGUAUGUAAAGAAGAAAAAUGAAGAUGAAGAAAGGAAUAAUGCGGAAGAAGACUUCCCCCGGAGAAGCCCAAGCGUAGGGGCAGAAGAAAGAUCCACGCAGAUAAGUUGCACGGUUAAUGCAGGUAAAGAUCGAGCGAGUAGUUCCGGAGAGCUCAUGGUAGAGCAACCGAUGCGGAACACAGUGACCACUGUUGACAUGGAACAGCACGGGCAAAACCUACGCGACAAUCGAAGCGAAAGUAAGGCAGGCAAACCUGUUAAAGAAAAUUCCAUCCCUGUGAAGGACAAAGACACGGGAGAAAAAUUACCAGAUUUAUUACGCGAUGACAAAAUGGACGAAGAAGUAGUAUAUUACGAAAACAAGUUGAAAGAAUCGAAUGAACUUUUAAAAAAACUUAAGAGGGACAUUGUCACAAAGAAGGAAGAAUUCAUUUUACAAAAAGUGGUGAAAGAUUUGCUCAAGAAGUUAUAUUCCAAUUUUAAAAAAAGGAAAGAAAGUGAAAGAAAAAUAAAAUCUUUAAAAAAAUUUAUCUACUCAGAAAAUUUAUUUAUAUCCAAAAUAUACAACAACUUUUUUUACCUUACAAAUGUGGUGAACAAUUCAACAUUGCCGAUUGAUGGCCCCCCCUAUUUGAAUAACAACCCCAGGGACCCAUUUUAUUCGAACCAAAUGAAUGAUACACAUGAGGGUCAAUUCAAUGGAGGGUUGCAUUUGACUUGUGCAGAGAGGUACACAAAGAAUAACUAUGCGGGAUUAGGUGCUCUGUUACCCAUGUACAAAUUUUAUCAAGCUAAGGAAGUCUUUUCACGAAAUGGCGCACAGCGUGACCUCAUGGACGGCAGAAGGAGAAACACGUUUAGCAUCCUGAUGGGUAUCAACCCUAAUGAUGAGAUGAACAAGAGCUACACAAAUUUGAAAAAGAGGAGCUAUAAAAGUAGACUAAUCGAAAAUUUGCACCUCAACCAUUUUAACAAAAGGAGAGUUGUUCUAUCCAGAAGUAACAACGUGGUCGAAAAUGGCGAAAAUGAAAAUUGUGAAACAAAAUGGGGGAAGAGACAUUCGGACGGAUUCUCUUUAAACAGAAUGCGUGACACACAAGAAGGGUUUGAAAUUGAGGCUAAGCUUAAUGGAGGGGUGCCAACUGAAGAGGGGCUACACGACCUCCCCAAAAAGUAUGAACACAUAAAUUGGAUGCCAAAUGGAGCGCUAACGAAUGUCAACCUGAAUGCUCUUAACCUUUUGCAUGAUAACAAUAUUUUUGGCAAAAGCGACAAGGGAAACUUUAUUCGUGGAGUAGAUGGUUACAAGGGAGGGGGAGAACACCAUGCUGUACACGCUGUACACGCGGUAGGCGCGGCGGACGCGGAAGAAUGUUCCCUUGAGCACACGUCUUAUCAUGCGCUGCCAAAUUUAAGAAUGAAAAGAAAGACCAUAGAUAACUGUUACAUUUAUGCGAAUAAACAGAAUGGCGAUAAUUUCCUGGACUACUACCAAGACGUCUUUUCGCGGGGACAUUACGACGCGAACGGGGCUAAGGGGGAAAAAAGAGACCAUAUUUCCUAUAUGAUGAAAAAGGACAGCCAAGAAUUAAACCGUGCAUUGACAAACGUGCACAUUGAUGGAGAGGACUGUCUAGCAGGGGACACAGUGAAAAAGGACGACGGUACGAUUGGCGGAAAGUAUGACAAUAAUGAUUGCUCGGUAGGCACUGGCACCGGUAUGUACAGCAAUCCAUGUGUCAUCCCCAUCGCGGAAGAAAGCAAAGCAAACUUGUUGCCCCUAUUAGGUAGGAGGGAUCAACAUUGGGGAGAGAACAGGUUGGACAUCCAUUUGGCCCCAAGACCGAUAAGAGGGAAUGGAAGCCGAGACCGCAUCGAGGGUGUCCACAAACAGGAACUAAUCGAGGUGAACAAAACGGUGCGCACUUUCAACGGCGCCAGUGCAGAUGGAGUAAAGAAGAGGCAGCCAAAGGUUUGCUCCAUCAAGUCGAAGAGUGCCGACGGUAAUAGCAGGAUUCUUGGUGGCGUCUCGAAUGUCAAAAGUGCUUUCAAAGAACAGGAAAACAAAUCUAAUGACGCCUCUAUGGAUGGGACAAACGUCACGAGUGUAACGGGGAACGAUUUAGAACGGCACCAAACUGUGAAGAACGCGGAGAUGCGUAAUAUAAACUCCGAAGAGGAAUCUCAGAUGGGAAGAAAACUCACCUCAAUAGAUACCGAAACGAAGUUGGUGAAGACGAUGCAUAUAAACAAAUUGUCAUCGAACCAGACGGAUGAACCACUACAACACACUGUGUUAGUGCAGAAGGGGGACGACGUGUCGCAUAAGACUCAAGGGACAAAGCUCCAAAUGGACCCCUCGUCAAUUACUCAGUGGAACAGUAGGACUAAUAGGGAUGAAGCUAAGUGUGGGAGCUACGGUGAGCUCAAGGAAGGGGGGGUGACAAACCCAAGUAACAGUCUGCAGUACGGAAUGAACAAGGAAGAUUUUAAAAAGAUAGAAAAGAUACACGAAGAGAGCAUCAAAAUUUUCAAAAAUAAAAUGAACGACAUGGGAAUGAACAGCGAAUCGUUUGGUAGCAUCCAAAUGAUGGAAAAAAAAAUGAAGGGAAGUUUUGUCAACAGUGGGACCUAUGAUUCUGAUAAUAAUAUGGGAGAAGAGUUCCCAUAUAACAAGGAGGCUACACAAAAAAAGUACAAAAUUUUGUGCAUAAAAAAUUGCCACAAAUAUGGAGUUAGUGGAUUAUGUGUUAAAGAAUCCAAUAGUAAAGGUCUUUCCAUUUUUAGUAGCUCAAUAAAUAAUAUAAAGCUAUGGGAUGGGAAAAAAGCUGUGUGGAAUUAUGACCAUGUGAAUUUAAAAAAUGAAAAGAGUACAUUUAUAAACAGCCUAAUUGUGUCUUUUCAAAAAAAUUGUUUUUUUGCUGGCAUCAAUAGCUAUGUACACCUAUUUGACAUUAGAACAAAUCCAGUAUCGUUACAGAAAUAUUAUUAUAGUGACAAAAAUGAUGGUAGUUUGUUAAUUUCUCUUCUAAAUGAUAAGUCAUAUUAUGUGCCUUUUUUGUUACAAAAUGGGGGCACUUCCAGUUGUAGCGGCGCAGGUGAAGAUGUGACUGGGCAUGUGCCAUGGGAUACCUCCCUUAAGCACCUACCCUACAGGGAAUGGAAAGAAGAAAACGCUGGUAAUGCUUCACACGAAACGUCCAGCACAAACCAUGGCAGUGUGAUUCACGAAACCUGCAAUGAGCGGAGUAAUCAAACAAGCAUCCUUACCCAUAGCAAAGGAGAAGCAGCUGAGGAAGACGCAAUGGACAAAUUAAAACUUAUAAGAGAUGCUGAGAAUUUCCAAUCCGAGUAUUGCAUAUGUGCCUGUGGAAAUGAAAACUUUAUUAAAGUGUUUGACAUACGAAAAAAUGACGACAAUAUGUGGCUAGCCAAAAUACCAAUAACAAAUAAAAUUGAAUACAUAACACAAAUUCCAAUGAAAAAAAAUGGGAAAAAUAUUACAAAGGAUUCGAAUAUAUUAAAAAAUAUAAUUAUAGCAAGUAGAGAUAAGACGGUCAAAAUAUGGAAGAAAGGAUGGGUGUCUUUUUAUCCUCCCUCAUACGAUUGGUGUACAUCUCUCUCCAAUUUUAACCUUUCUGAUUUGAUAAAAAAUAAAGGUACUCCACAUCUGCAAGAGGAGUCAGCUGAAUAUGCAAAUAAUUUGUUCAAUUAUGAUUCGUUAAUCGUGUCUGGAAGUAGAGAUUCUCACCUGCGCUUUUGGCUUUACGCAACGGAUAGCACAACGAAUGAAUUUAAUCGGUUCAUGAAAAUUAUUAAAAAUGCCCACAUGGUCGACAUAACUAGUAUAGCCAAAUAUCAAACCAGUGGCCUGGUUACAACGGAUAGAGACGGAUUUAUCCAAAUGUGGGAUUGCAACUUAUUCAUGAAUGAUAACGAAAAGGCUUUACUAGAUAUGGACAUUUAUAAUAACCAGCUUAAUCUGGCUGUUACCAAAAUGGGCAAAACGCUGAGGCACUCACCAAAUGCUAUCAACAAGGUCGUCUGUUAUGAAAACCAGUUUUUAACUGCCUCAAGUGAUGGGUCCAUUAAAAUAUUUAGUGAAAAAUAA